Glycine soja is the source of this 764-nucleotide messenger RNA. RefSeq lists its product as uncharacterized. Gene Ontology annotation, biological process: mRNA processing. The coding region runs from base 120 to 479 and encodes 119 amino acids. The transcript has a single exon. The record is from RefSeq and is a predicted model, not a curated record. NCBI's taxonomy places the organism in Eukaryota, Viridiplantae, Streptophyta, Magnoliopsida, Fabales, Fabaceae.
GAUCGAUUAACCAAACACCACUAACCAAACACUGCAACCAGUUGUUUUGUUCCUGUCUUCCUGACGCUGAUUAUGUUUGGUGACAGAUCUCCCUGACUGCGCAACCUCGUUUCGUUCCCAUGGCUUCAACCCUUCAGAAACUGCUUCGAAAACCAUUACCACUACCACCCUUCAGAUUCAUCACUGCCCUCAACCCUCCGCAACCCCAAAACCAAAACCCCGUUCUCACUCUCACUCUCAACCCUCCCCAACAAUGUCACCCUCAACCCUUCGAUGAUUCCCCCACCGUGAUCUUUCCCAGUUUCCCCUUUGGGUUCUCCCCAAAACCGGUUUUUGAAAGCGGGUUUCGCGGCGCGGCGGAAGAAGAAGAAGACUCAUCUGGAACCCUUUGGGCCGACAGCGUGAAGAAGAAGCGGAAGAAGAAGAUGAACAAGCACAAGUACCAGAAGCUCAGGAAGCGCAUGAGGAGACAGACGUAGAAGGUCAGGGAACAGAAAAAGCAUUCAACUUUAUCAAUUCACUUUUCUUUUUAGUGAAACUGUAAUGUUGUCGUCUUUGUUUCUAUUAGUUUUUUUUUUUUUUGGUAGUGAAAAGAAGAAUUGAGAGGGAGGGGGGAGACUGUGACAUUUAGUUGGAGGCGAAUUGUUUUGGAUUUCUUUUUUGUUCACUCUUGGUUAAUCUAAAUGUUGUUAUUGCACUUUAAUUUGAUACUUCUUAGUUUAGAAUAAAUAAUACAUGCACUGCAAUCCAAAUCCAACUGCAAA